UUGGAGGGAAAACAAAACGUUUGUCGACGCCGACUACAUGUUCGCAGCUGCCCUUGUGUUAUUUUGGUUGUAACAAGUGGAAAACAUGGUGCAAACGUGUUGUGUUAUCAACUGCCACAAUCGUUCACGCGAUCGCUUCGGGAAUAAAAAGGAUGGGGGGAGAUUUUUCUCAUUUCCGACGUGGAAGCAAAGCCAAGGAGCUGUGAUCUGUGAGCUAACAAAGAGACGCCGAAUGGCCUGGAUAGCAGCCGUGAGACGACCAAACAUCACUUUCAACGCCAUCACCCGACACAUGUUGGUGUGUUCACGGCAUUUUCACACUGGGAGACCUGCUAAUGAAAUGGAUGAAAGCCAUCCAGACUGGGCACCCUCAUUACAUCUCGGACACACGGAGGUGAAAGCUGCAGAUAACGAGAGACUACAGAUAACAUUGCACGAGGAGGAACUUUCUCCAACAAGAGAGGAGAACGAGCGACUACGACAACAACUGGAAGAUGUUUGCAAGACUCAAGUUGUGCUGCACGUUGAAGACACCCAGCAGCUGAGUGGUUGUCAAGAAGAACGUUCCCCUCAGCAGCUGGGGGGGAGCACCACUUUGGAGCAGGAGGAGCCACAGCCUAUUAAAGAGGAAGAGGAGGAGCCACAGCCCUCUGACAUUAUAGAGGAAGAAGAAGAGCCAGAGCCCACACACAUUAAAAAGGAAGAGGAGGAGUCAAAGCCCCCCUAUGUUAAAGAGGAAGAACUCUCGAUCACUCAGGAGGGAGAGUGUCUUCUAGGGCCAGAGGAGACUGAUCUCGCCAGGUUGCCACUGACUGGUGUCUCUGUGAAGACCGAAGACGAUGAAGACAAACCACCUGAGUCCUCACAGCUUCAUCAUAGUCCAAGUGAGGAGAAGAGAGAACCUUCAAGCAGCAGCUCAACACAACACAUGACAACAGAAGCUGAUGGAGACCACUGUGGAGGAUCACAAGCAGACAACCUCUUAGCUCCACUGUCAGAUAGUGACGACAUAACGUCUCACUCUCCUGAAGAUGAAGACAACCAAGCAUCUUUGAGCAGCGAUACAGACUGUGAAGGUGAUAGGACGACUAACACUGACAACAAACACUCUGAAGGUUCUAAAAAGAAGACAGGUAAAAGACGUUUUAACUGCUCAGUUUGUGAUAAAAGAUUUUCUGUUAAAGGUUCUUUGACUCGACACAUGAGAACACACACGGGAGAAAAAUGUUUUACUUGCUCACACUGUGGUAAAGGCUUCACCCAAAACAUACACAUGUGUAGACACAUGAGAGUACACACAGGAGAAAGACCUUUUAGUUGCUCAGACUGUGGUAAAGGCUUUGCUGAAAAGGCAAGUAUGGUGUCACACAUGAGAACGCACACAGGAGAAAAACCUUUUAGUUGCUCAGACUGUGGUAAACGCUUCACGGAUAAGAAAGGCAGACAACUACACAUGAGAAUACAUACAGGAGAAAGACCUUUCAGUUGCUCAGACUGCGGUAAAAGCUUCACUCGAAAGAUACACAUGCAAUUACAUAUGAAAACGCAUACAGGAGAAAAACCUUUCAGUUGCUCAGACUGUGGCAAAAGUUUCAUUCAAAAAUCAGACAUGCAAUUACAUAUGAGAACACACACAGGUGAAAAACCUUUCAGUUGCUCAUACUGUGGUAAAGGCUUCACUGAUAAGAAAGGCAUGCAACGACACAUAAGAAGACAUACAGGAGAAAAACCUUUCAGUUGCUCGGCCUGUGGCAAAAGCUUCAUUCAAAAGUCAGACAUGCAAUUACACAUGAGAACGCACACGGGAGAAAAACCUUUUAGUUGUUCAGACUGUGGCAAAAGCUUCAUUAAAAAGUCAAAAAUGCAAUUACAUAUGAGAACACACACAGGAGAAAAACCUCACAGUUGCUCAUACUGUGGCAAACACUUCACUGGUAAGAAAGGCAUGCAACAACACAUGAGGACACACACAGGAGAAAGACCUUUCAGUUGCUCGGCCUGUGGCAAAGGCUUCAUUGAAAAGUCAAAAAUGCAAGUACAUAUGAGAACACACACAGGAGAAAAACCUUUCAGUUGCACAUACUGUGGUAAACACUUCACUCAUAAGAAUGGCAUGCAACGACACAUGAGAACGCAUACAGGAGAAAGACCUUUCAGUUGCUCAGACUGUGGCAAAAGUUUCACGAGAGCAGGAAAUGCAAAGACACAUCAGAACACCUGCAGGAGAAAAACAUUGUAGUUGCUUAGACUGUGAUAAAAGCUUCACUUCACUACCAAAGUAAAUGAGGUAAAUGAGAACGCACAAGGGAAAAAAUGUAGUUGCUCAAAUUGUGUCAACACAUUUCCUCGGAAGUCCUCGCUGAACAGAAACAUGCAGAGACACUGAUGGUCUACUGAAGUUAAAGGUGUUUUAUUUGACUGCAUGCCGUAAUUGCUCAAUGCUGUGACUGAUGAAGCCGCUUCCUGUUUGGUUAUGUCCACAAUUGGUCUGGAAAGUAGUGAUUCGAUUCCUUUUACUGUUAGAGCAGAGGUGUCCAAACUUUUUCCCCAGAAGGCCGCCGCAUACAAAAAAAUCUAAGGAUGCGAGGGGCCACUUUAUACAUCAAAAUUGUAUAAACAGGCAAAAAAAACUGUUUACAUGUUUUGGAAGGAAAAUGCACUUUGUUUGGAAUUUGGGGGGUGUUGCCACCCCCUCCCAUACCUUACCACUUUCAGGAGUAACUGAAAAACCCGCUUGUUCCGCACUGCUUUUAACAGAUAACUCCUUAAAACGUACAUCACAUUGCAGUCUCUUAAUCUGGUCUUUUGUAUGUCCAUUUAACUGCUCUGCUUUUUGGCUUUCACUUUCCACUGUUAUUUUGCCGUUUUGCACACUUGUGUUUGUUUGCUUUUCCCAUGUAAAUGUAUUAUUGCUGUUCUUAUUUUGUCCAUCAUCCACGAUUCUUAUGUGAGACAUGAACACAUAUGUCUUUCUCUUAUAUAAUAGAUAAAAAGAGACGGCUCGAGCUAAUGUGCAGCUUUUACUGCACAUUAUGGGAUCCUGCCUACAAAGGCCGCUAUUAAAACACUUCCAACAA
This is a messenger RNA of Dunckerocampus dactyliophorus (ringed pipefish), 3077 nucleotides long. Its product is annotated as zinc finger protein ZFP2-like. Gene Ontology annotation, biological process: regulation of transcription by RNA polymerase II. Gene Ontology annotation, molecular function: DNA-binding transcription factor activity, RNA polymerase II-specific; RNA polymerase II cis-regulatory region sequence-specific DNA binding. Lineage: Eukaryota; Metazoa; Chordata; Actinopteri; Syngnathiformes; Syngnathidae. The transcript has 3 exons. Bases 86 to 2239 code for a protein of 717 amino acids. The record is from RefSeq and is a predicted model, not a curated record. Gene Ontology annotation, cellular component: transcription regulator complex; PcG protein complex.